Messenger RNA from Pseudomassariella vexata, 2400 nucleotides. Its product is annotated as G protein-coupled glucose receptor regulating Gpa2-domain-containing protein. The transcript is spliced from 2 exons. Gene Ontology annotation, molecular function: G protein-coupled receptor activity. Gene Ontology annotation, cellular component: plasma membrane. The record is from RefSeq and is a predicted model, not a curated record. Gene Ontology annotation, biological process: adenylate cyclase-activating G protein-coupled receptor signaling pathway. Bases 348 to 2138 code for a protein of 596 amino acids. Lineage: Eukaryota; Fungi; Ascomycota; Sordariomycetes; Amphisphaeriales; Pseudomassariaceae.
UGCGCCACGCUCCUUCCCUAGUUCAGGUUGAUCUCGCGGCACGCGCAAUCGUGUAUCCCUUAGGAGCGCUUCCCGUCAGCUUGGCACCUCUUUCAACGAUCCUUCCUCUCGGAUGUGGUACCGGCGUCUGUCCUGAAGGUGGUUGCAUCUCGAACCUCCUUGUUGGCGGUCUCCGAGGAAUCUGACAACCACCCCGAUUCUCGUCAACUUCGAAGAUGCAGUCACGCUGUUCUCCAUUCACGAAGCUCAGACGGACAUACGGAUAGAAUGCUGGGUCGCCGCCUCGCGGACGGUCCAGCGCUUGAUGAUAAUCGACAGCACCUGUCAUUGUCCAAGGGACAAAGAGGAUGGCGCCACAUGUCGCUCAUCUUCACGGUUCGAUCACGCGAAAACAUCUUCAGGAUCGAGAGCGCAAUGAUCUGCCGCCAGGGUACAACGACAACACCGUGUACACGUUGGAAGCCCUCUCACUAUCUCUGGCGACCGUCAGCGUAUUUGCUGCUCUCGUCGCCUUCUACUGGUUUGUGAGGAUGAGGAGGGGCUUCCGACAAGACUUGAUUAUGCUCCUCAUUCAAAGCGACAUGAUGAAGGCUUUCUGGCUCAUGUGCUGCCCGAUGGUAUAUUUUGCUCGGGGUCAGGUUGAUUCCAGCGACACGUUCUGUCAAGUCAGCGCCUUCUUCUUGACAGCGUCGAUUGAGGCAUCGGACAUAGCUGUGCUCAUGAUUGCGAUCCAUUCGGGUCUUUACAUUUUCCGGCCGCAACGAUCCGGAGGGGAGACGGGGCUCUACCCAUAUCGACGUUAUGCGUAUGCCAUCUGGUUCAUCCUUCCUCUGAUACUGGCUGCCAUCGUCCCCAUCUCCGGCGCACACUUUGCUGACACCGGAACGCACUGUUAUUUGCCGAUACGCCCGCUAUGGUACCGAACAGCACUGAGCUGGAUCCCGCGGUAUAUUGUAUUCGUCGUCAUUCUCAUCACAUACGCAUGGGUCUACUUGUAUCUUGGCUUUCGCUUCCGCCGCCUCCGACUGGAUCAGCGACGUGCCAGCUUCCAGAGUGGCCACUCCAUUCACAAGUCGCGGCCGCCACGGCGGCACAGCAGCCAUGUCCUGCCUCCAACCCCGACUAUAGUGCAUCACGGCCUUCUGGAUCUCUCGCCACGCCCGGUAUUGAUUGGCCACGCUGAUAGACGAGACAGGACGUCGUCUGUUGCCUCCACUGUUAGCACUCUCAAACUUGACGAAGGUAGUGUCCUUGCACCAGGUCGACCCGACAGGUGUCAUGAGAGUUCCGUGCCGUGGAAUUGGCUGGACCUGAAUUAUGAUGGCGCCGUUGAAACGACAUCACGACGAGAUAUGGUACCGGACGAGCCAUCCUCUCCAAUGACUGUAUCAUUCGCAUUAGCCGCCUCUACCACACCAGCAGAAUCGCCCAAGGAUUCUAUUUUAACCGCGCCCGCAACGGCGCAUUCGACCCCCUUCCAACGUCCCGUCGGCGCUGAGUCGGCCGAAACCUCUACCUCAAACCGGGGGCUCUCAUCGCUCCUCACAGCCCUCCGCCAGGGACCGUCGCAAAGUAAUUUAACAAACGCGACGACGAACACUCUCCCAUCUGUGUACCUGUCGCAAUCGGCUACCGAUGAUGUGCUUCAAAAGUCCCGCGGCAAGAUGCGCCGGCAGCUGCGGCUCCUCUUUGUGUACCCGCUCAUGUACAUCAUCACCUGGCUCGCACCCUUCGCAUCACACGUCCUUAGGUACGACGACAACGCCAUUGAAGAACCGCAACCAUUUGCGCUACUAGUCGCGAGCGUUGCGAGUUUAUGUAUCGGUGCUGCUGUCGACUGCUGCUUCUUCUGUGCCUGGGAGAAGCCGUGGCGGAAUCUGCGUGGCGGAUUCUGGGAAGGACUUACCAUGCGGUUACGCAUUGGGUCGUAUCGCGGCAGAAGGAAGCACAUGGGGCGCAGUAAAGAGGAGGAAUUUCGCGAAGCGAGGUAUGCUCUAGACCGACGGAAUCAAGAGAUCGCCGAGUUGCAGGCAGCGAUGGCGCAAACGAGACCCUCACGACAGCCCAUGGAAUGGUGGGACAUUGUCGAUGUGGCUACUGAAGACGAUCAAUCAGAGAGGACUGAGGAAUCGUCGUGACCAUCAGGACGUGGUCGGAUCACGAAGGCACAGGCGUACAAAUACUCUUAACGUAUAUAUGGAGGAGGCGAAUGAUACCAGCUUAUAUAUAUGCAUUAGUAGCGUUGGAGAGUUAAUAUGUUCCCGGGGGCAUUGGACCGGGCGGGCAACAUUGGGCGGCGUUUGGCAUACAUAGGAGUCUUGGAUUUGGGAGACUACCAGAGUACGUUUGCAUAUUAGGAUAUGGGCAUCUUGGCCAUUUGUCCAACAACUGAAAUCAUCA